CUUUGCGGGUGCCUUGAGUUUGGCCUUACGCGCCUGAUUUGUCUCCGUACUCUGCGUCUUAUGCCUUUUGUCCUGCAUUUCAUGUCUUCUGUCGUUAUAACCAAUAGUAUACACAAAUCUAAAAGUUCAUUUUACUUACAAAUCAGGUAUGCAUAUCAAGAAGAGACUUCGCCGCUACAUAAGUAACAUAAUAAGCUUUACUAAUUCACACACUCGAAACACGCUUCGUGAUCGAUCUGCUGAUUUUUAUGCAAAUGAAGUUACAGAUGAAUUGGUUGAUCUCAUGCGUAAAGUUUGGCUUCCGAUUGUUGGUCCUGGUUAUGAAAUCAUAGUUUUACAUAUUCAUAAAUCUCGCGGAACAUCAAAUUUGGGCAUAAGCAUUGAAGGUGUGACCUAUGUGGCAGAACCAGAUUUCGAUCAUGAAAAUUUAUCAUCUACAACGGUUACAACUAAUAGUCAAAUUGAAGAUAAAUCUAAUUCAAGUAGUAAACUGUUACCAAAUGGUAUGGCAAGAUCUGCUCAUUCAAAUGAUAUCAAGUAUAGUGAUAUGCCAUCACGCCAUUUCGUCCAAUAUAUUGUACCUGAUGGUCUGGUCGGUAGUUUGGGUGUUGUGCAAAAGGGUGAUGAGUUACUUCAGGCUAACGGUCAUCGUAUACAUGGUACAACGCAUACUAGUACUCUUCGUUAUUUGCGCAAUUUACCAUCACGCAUUGAAUUAGUCUUUGCUCGUAAAAAGUCUACAUAUGAGAAUGGAGGUGAUGACGUGUUUGGUAUUACGGACGGUAAGGAUCGGUUGAUUGAUGUCGCAGGGGAAUCACUACUUGAAGUAGCUGCUAGUGAAAUUGGUUCUGUAGAUACUGGUUCAUCUAUGAAAAUAGUGAAUGCUUAUGAUAAUGUUGAUCGGUCAAUUUAUUCUAGUCCAGUAUCGCCGGCUACGGCCCAUAAACGUGUCACCGAAUGGAUUCGAAAAUCUCAAGGAGAUUUAAGUGCGACUAUUGACUAUUCAUCUUCACCUGAAUCUUCUGUAACUAAACAAACUAAUAAUAAAUCAGAAAGAUUCAAUUAUUGUGAUUUAAAACACCCCCUCAAUAAUUAUGUAAAUCCGAAUUACACUAGUAAAUUACAACAACAGUAUCCAGUAAAUACAAUGAAAAACAAUCGUAAAUAUUCAUUACCCAGCACAAUACAGCGGUCAGAAACACAAAUACAUUCUAGGACUUUUGGGCGUUUACCAAUAUCAAGAUCUGGUAAAGUGUGUAUGGAAAAACAAUCUACUGAACAACACGACCAUCGCCGUUGUCAAACUCUACCACAUUAUCAUCAUAAUCGGCCAAAUCGUAUUGAUCCUCGUUACGGUUUUAAACGACCAUGUUGGUCUUCAGUGCCUUUAAUUAUUCAACUGAAUAAAACAUCUCAUGGUUUUGGAUUUAGUAUAGCUGAAUAUGAGGAACUACCUGUUACUGACUUAGAAGGCAAUACACUCCGUAAAGCUUGUUCACUUGAUAGAAGGAUUUCUAAUAUGAUUGAAUCUGAUCGUCGAUCAUUUCAUUCCUAUUAUUCUACCGGUUCUACCAUUGCAUCAUUAUCAUUGUUACCUGGUAAGAAUUCCAAAUCUUCCAGUAGAUUGAAACGAAGAUCCACGUGGUCUAGUCGCUCCAAAUCACACGGUAUCUUAUUAGUUGACAGUUUAACUCCAGGUGGUAUUGCACAGUUGGAUGGACGUAUAUCAAUCGGCGACAGGCUGUUAUUUGUUAAUGAUAAAAACUUAAUGAAAUCUAGUGUAUUUGAGGCCGCUACUACACUAAAGUCCCUUCCUAAUGGACCAUGUUUAAUUGGUAUUGCAAAAAUGCAGUUAGAAUCAAAUGAAACAGAUGACAUUCAUGAAAAAAGCCAACAACAAUUACUACUGCCAUACCCUGUUGUCUCUUCUAGACCUUCUGUGAUUGGCAUGUUUCCAGAUACUGGUGAAAUGAAAAAGAUCAGUGUUAAGUCUGAUCUAGCAUAUCCAUUACACGUAAACACUGGUGAUAGCACUAUCGAUAAUGACGAUAAUAAUACGAUUAUGAAUGGUCUCAAUGCAACUGGAACUGAAGAUUUGGCUUUAGAUUUUUACACACUACCAUUACUUUGUCCAAAUCCUCAACUACAUGCACCCGAUUUACAAUAUGUCACUCCAGUUGACCCAACAUUAGAGAUAUCUGAGCAUUUGGAACGUGGAUCUUUACCGAUAGGUUUAAAGUUAGAUGCAUUAGCCUGUCAUGGACAAGAUGGUUGUCGUGUCGUGCAAGUUUUAGGUGGUGGGGCUGUAGCUCGUGAUCAAGUUCUUGUCACAAAUGAUUAUAUAACUAGUUUGAACGGUCUUUCUAUGCGUUAUUUAGACAAUUUAAAAGCAUUUGAAAUCUUACAUUCACUAUCGCAAAAUUCAGCUGUGAUUCACAUAACGUAUUUUCCUGCUUCCGUUAUUGAAUCUCAUCGAAUUAAAUGUUUAUCUAAAACAUUGAAUAAAACGAGUGAAAACUCUUUACAGAGAAGUUCUUUUCCAUAUUCGUCCAUUGUGCAACCUAUAAAUUGGUCACCUCCGGUUGCAAUUGUACUUCAUCGUUUAGAUACUAGUCAACCCUGGGGUUUGGUUGUAUCUGGUUCUGAUAUUUGUUCAAAAUUUAAUUGUUCAGCACCAAUGAAUUUAGAAAAUCCAAGCAUUGUAUCCGAGAUAUUGCCCAAUAGCGUAGGAAAAAAUUGUAAAUUGCUUAGUCGUGGUCUAUUGAUCUUACAAAUUCAAGGUAUCGAUGUCUCCACCAAAGGUCCAAAUUAUGUCAAUGCUUAUCUGCAGUAUCUGUCGGAUCAGCCUAGUCUACGUGAAAUUCACAUAGUUGUGUGCCAUUUUAAUGAUGACUGUACAAAACAUAUUAUUAAUGGUGGUGUUGCUGAAAUGCUUAAUCCAGGCAAUCAAGUUAAUAUUACCAAUUAUACUACUACUACUACUACUACUACUACUACUACUACUACUACUACUACUACUACUACUACUGCUACUACUACUACUACUACUACUACUACUACUACUAAUAAUAAUAAUAAUAAUAAUAAUAAUAAUAAUAAUAAUUUUACUGAUAAAAUGGAGUUAUCCAACUAUUUAAAUAUAUCCACACCUAUCAAUAGUCAACUAAUAUGUGAUCAUAUUGUCCACCCAGGGACAUCUCCAAGUUCCAGUGAUAUGGAAGAUCCUGAACCACUGACUGAUAUGGAGUCUCGUGAUGUGGUGGAUAUUUUAUCUCGAUCAGUGCCGUCGCCAGAUCCGAAUAAUUCUUCCGAUUCACAGCAUAAUACAUAUAGGAAAACUACUCUAUGUUCAUUAUCUCAACUUUCAUCGCCUAUUUUAAAAGAUGAGGAUAACGCUGUCAGUACUGAUGUUAUGUUUUCAACGUAUGAAAAAUCCGAUAAAAAAUCAAAACUACAAAAUGGCUGGGUUAGUGACAGUGUUUGUAGUUCUAUUUCUCCGUCAUUUCCUCCACCUCCACUACCUCCUAGACGAUUGUCUACAACAUCUAAAGAACAAGAGGCGACUGGUUAUUUAAAACCUAUGGUAGUUAAUGAUUCAAAUGUAAAUGAAUUAAAUUUCUAUAGUCCUGUGAAGUUGUACACACGUGAUAGUCAAGAUGAGAUACUUGUUAUUCGUCUACCAUUACUAAUUAAUUCUUCAUCAAACUACACCCAUAAUGUUAACGAAGAAACGGGAAAUUUGGGUUUGCAUCUUGUAAGCUGUUCUAAUUCCGAGAGUAUGGCUACAUUUGUUGCAAGCUGUCAAACGGAUUCUAGUGGCGGUCUUGAGUGUGGAGAUGAAAUUGUACAGGUUGAAGACGUCAAUGUCUGUGGGUUAGAUCAUAUUUCCGUUCAACAGAUUAUCCACUCAAAAAUUACCGAAUUAAUGUCGAAUAAGUAUUCAAUCAAUAACUCAAGUAAUAAUUAUUUUAGUGGUAUUGAUAAUAAUGGACAAGUGAGUGAUUCUGAUCAAUCAGUUAUCAAAUCUUUCGUUACACUAAUCAUAAGACGAAAUCCAAAAAAUUUGUCAUUAAUGUCAUUUUCACGGGAGCGCAAUGAUUCACCGUUGAGUGUAGAUAAUUUGACUGGUAGCACCUGUUCAAAAGUGUUAUCGUCAUCACCACCUAAUCCAUUACCAACUGGUUCAAAGCCAAUUCCACAUACAUUUCUAAAAGAGAUCAUGGUUGAAUUAAAUGAAGAUUUUUGGAAAUUUCAACUAUUCGACAUUAUAUUGGAGAGAGGUUCAGACGGUUUCGGUAUUUUCAUCGUUAAUUUGAGUCCAAACAAUGAACCUGGUGUAUUCGUCAGCGAAAUCCGUCCAAACAGCCCAGCACAACUACAAGGAGUUCUUAAACCUCAUGAUCGUAUACUAGCUAUUGAUGGUCAACUUCAAUGUGAUUAUGAAAGUACACUGGAAUUGUUGCAAAAAUCAAGAAAAUCUGUACGCCUAACCAUCGGUAGACAAAUACCUUGUCACAGUGACUCACAACAAAUGCUACAAUUUGGAUAUGUAACUACAACAGGGGAUAAUCCAGACAAUGAUAUAAAGCAUCAUAAAUUAUCCAUUAUACCUGGGAUUCCUGCUACAGUUACUCUGUACAAGACUGACGGAGGUCUCGGAUUCUCGAUUGUCGGUGGAAGUGACACAGUUUUGAGUAACAUUUUGGUCCAUGAAGUACACUCUGGUGGAGCUGCUGCACGUGAUGGUCGGCUUCAAGUUGGUGACCGCUUAUUAGCUGUCAAUGGGAUCGAUCUUCGUGAAGCUACCCAAAAAGAUGCCACAAAGAUUAUACGAACAGCUGAUGACUGUAUCCAAUUGGUUGUGUACAGAGAUCCUGAACCACAAUAUAUAAAUCAAGGUGUAUUCGAAUGUCAUAAUGUUCACUUGAAACGUGAUAUGCCUGGACAAAGUUUUGGUCUGUCAUUGAUUGGUCGACCUCAUUAUUCGACUGGUACAGCUAUUGGAGGCAUUAUAGAGAAUAGUCCAGCUGCUCGUUCAAAUCUUUUGGAAGUUGGUGAUAUAAUUUUAGAAAUUAAUGGUUGGGAUAUGCGUUUGGCUAAAUCAGAUGAAGUAGUCAAUUUAUUAAAGAAUGCACAUAGCGACGUGAAGUUAUUGAUUGGACGUUACAAAACUGGGCCAUCAAUGCAUGCCUAUCCUCGAAAUCGAUUAAAUGUCUAUGUGGUUGUACUUGAACGUCGUCAAUUUGGCUUUUGUAAUGAUCGUCCUCAGGCGGGAAAACCUUAUUCUAAUGAUCCUGAUAUUCUUGUUGAUUCUGUCUGUCAAAAAACUGAUGAAAAUGAAUUACACGAUUUAAAAUCAUCAACCAACUGUAUUACCGUAAACAGCGAUCAGAAGAUUAGUGGUGAUGACGGUAAUAAUAACAAUGAUGAAAUUGCUUCAGCUGCAUUCGGUUUGCGUAUUCGUUAUGCGAGUUCACAAGAAUUAUGGGACUCACACAUUCGACUAAUCGUAGAUAGUAUUCAACAUGACAGUCCAGCAGAUCGAUUAGGAAUGAUAAUGCCGGGUGAUCGCCUGUUAAGUAUAGAUCGUGAACCGGUAGAUUGGUUGAACCCAACCGAAGUGGUCCAGCUAUUAGCUAAUCUACUGUAUUGUACAAUUGAAUUAGGUCGUUUACCGUAUUUCAACGCACCAUUAUCUGCUAACAAUAAUUCUAUAUCAGAUAAGUGCUUUAAGCCUUCUCCACCACAGGUCACUUCGUCAUUAUCUCCAUCUCAUCGAAUUCAACAAGAUGAACAUGAUAUGUUUCCACCUUAUCCACCUCCGUCACUAGAACUGCCGACAUUAUUUGGUGGUAUUAUGCCAUGUAUUGAAACACCAAGCUUUUUAAGAGAUAUGUGCACUUUGCCUGAACUACAAGAUGAAGAUGAUGAAAGUAAGAAUAAUAAAAUUAGAUUUGGACAUCGUGAGAAUGAUAAUCAUUAUCGGUUACCUGAAUCUACUUAUUGUGCAAUUAAUUCAAACAAUCAACAAGACCAAAUUGAUUCAAUGUUGAAUAUGACACCUUUAAAUGAAGAAGAAAUUGAAAAGGCUUUAGAAUUAGCUGGAAGAGGCAGUGGAGGAUUUUUUGUACGACAGAUUUAUUUACCAGCCGCACCAGUUAAUACUAACAAUAACACCAAUUCUAGUCAUAUAUCAAAUAUUCAUUUAGGUUUACGUUUAGUUAGUGGCCCAGGUGUUAGUGGACCAGUUGUUGUUCGUAUUGAGCCGAAUUCAUGUGCUUCUAGAACCGAUAUUCAGAUUGGUGAUCGUAUUCUGGGUCUAGAUGAUAAACUGUUACUUUCUUUACGUCAAGAUAAUCAUUCUGCUGAUGAUAUACUAUGUACAAUUGAAAAUGAUUGGAUUACACGUUCAAUAAAUUCUCAGUUGACUUACGAACAAAAUCCCUGUUGUUUAACAAUUAUUAGUUAUCAUAGUUUACCAUUGUUUAGUUCACUUGGUAAACAAGAAAAUGAUUCUAAAAUUGAAGAAAAGAAUUCAAAUAAAAACCUAGAAAAUAAUGCACAACUUACUAUAUCUUUAACAAAUUUACAUCUAACCAAUGGUAAUACUUCUAAUUGUCAACAUAGCAUUAGUAGUAUUGAUAUGGGAAAUCCGAAAAAUCACGUGGUAUCUGAUACUACUACUCCUUUACCAUUCGAAUCCAAAUCACCUAAUUUGAAUCUUUCCGAUCGACUAACGCUACUUGGUGUCUUUUGAAAGUAUUGAUGAGACGUAAUUGAAACAUAUAAUGCAACUUGUUGCUUCUUAAUUUUUCCGACCGCUCAAGUAUACUGAAUCUUCAUUUUCUGCAUCUUAUUAAUAUAUGGUGGGUCAUUAGUCGAAAAUUCGAGUACUUUUAAUGACUUUGGUCAAUUGUAGGGUUAGUAUAUGUGAGAGUUAUAUAAUGAAAUGUAUUUUAUUGUAAUGAUUGUCACCUACCUUCUGUGUAUCGAUUGUAUUGAGUCAAAAUAUACUGGGUCAUUCACAAAAAAUGUUUUCGUUCUUACUUAUUUGACCUGCCUUACCCGCAUUUUAUCAAUUAUGUAUUUAGUAAUGGAUUAUAAAUUAUUACAAUUUAAGAGACUGACAAAACACAACUUCAUUUUUGUGUAUCUGAUUCAUGGCACCCGAUUUCUCAUUACGUUGUUGAAAAUAAGAAAUUUAUUUUGAAUAACCGGGCUUCUUUUUAAACGUAUUUAGCUUUAAGUCAUGUACAAGAAUAUGCAUUUGGGUUCUCAAUAACGCUAUAUUAAGAAAAUUUCAAUUACAAGUUAUCCUUGACCACUAUUAGUUCUUUUAUUGACUUUAUAUAAUCUACACAUAUGCUGCUAGAUUAUAGUUUAUCGCACGUGGAAAUUAGUCAUUUAUUAUGUGAACCUUAUUUUCUGCUUUUCGAUGCUUUAAUUUUAUUCAUUCAAAACUAGUGAGUAAAUUCCAACAAAAUGGAGGAGUUGGGCACCCUCAUUCAGAUGAGGAGCUACAUCCAAAUUCACCAUCAUUACAUAAUCACCGCUAUGAAUUGUCUCUUGAACCAAGCGAUGAUGUCAUACAUCGCUUACCGAAUAAAAAUCUGUUUGUAGAUGACGCGAUCCACGUGAUAUGCGAAAAUGCUAGUACUACUAACAACAAAAAUAAUGGACAACAUUCAUCAUGUGUUGAAUCGGUAUCAUCACUUUCAACACCGCCACCUGACAAUGAUGGCGUUAUGUGCAAUCGCCCAUUGAUGAAUAUAAAUCGUAAAUUUUCUAUUCAGAAUAAUCAACAUGUCUAUAAUAACAAUGGGAUUAUGAAUAACAAAGCAUGCCUUUAACACCGACAAUAACAACAGAAAUAUACAAUGAUAUAUCUAAACAAACAGGCUCGUAUAAAUAUAAAUAAAAUGAAUACAAUGAUUUGUAUUUGGUUUUCUCCUUUUCUUAUGUAAUAUUUUAUUCUAAACACUUGGUUUGUUUAUUUCAAAUUGUUAAUAUGCUGAUUUAUUAUUUUUUUUGAUUGAGAUUUGUGUUAAGAAUAAUUCUAUUAUUACCCCUCUCUCUCUCUGCGUAAUUUUUUUCUGAAUAAAAAAUCAUCAAUUAUUAUUUGUAAAAUGAAAAAUAUUCCCUUUUAUCAUCAAUUAUCCUCUAUCAAAAAAUCACACAGACAGUUCAGCCAAUUAGUAGUGACUGUCGUUGGUGCAGUUGGGACUAGGAAUUUCAGAACAAUUUAUCCACUCUGUAAUUCGAUUGCGAAGUGCAAGUUGCUCGUUUCUGAAAAAUAUUAUAAUUAUUAGCUUCAUUCAUUUUUUUCAACUACACUUUAUGUCUAUCAUAAUUAAAAGGAUUUCAAUGUUGCAUACUUCCCUUUUUCCGAAUGUGAAAUUCUUUACCUAAUUUGAUUAUUUUUACGAAUCUGGAAAGUAAUUUCUUACAUGAAAUCAACAUAUAAUUGUGAAUAUAUGGAUAUUUUUGAUUCAGUAUAUAUAAACAAAUAAAAUGAGCACUGUCAUCAAAUACAGUUAUUGUGCAACCUUUCAAA
Messenger RNA from Schistosoma intercalatum, 8554 nucleotides. Lineage: Eukaryota; Metazoa; Platyhelminthes; Trematoda; Strigeidida; Schistosomatidae. The record is from the annotation of a GenBank genome assembly.